CAAAGUUUCGGAUCAAUCUACUUUUGUCAAUCUAAUGACGGAAAAAAAGACAAUGUCUCCAUCUCCGCUAGGACGUGUGGGUGAGUGUACCCAUAAAUUUUGGAUAAUUAUUACUUCCUACGGAGACAUCAAAGAUAAAGUUGAAUUACGCCGACAUUGCGAAUGGGAAAUGUUGAUGACAUCAUUAGGGUGUUGAAAUGGUUCGAGAAGGAGAAGAAUGAGAAGAAGAAGAAGAAAAUUUUGACAUCUGAUAAUAAGAAGAACAAGUUGAAGAAGAAGAAGUCCAUUGAAAUUAAUGAUGAGAAGAGGAAGAACAUGAAGAAAAGAAAGCAAUGUUGGGAUCUAAGACACUAUAGAUGGUUGGCAGUAUCAAAUGGAAAAGAGAAUGAUUGGUGGAGCGAUAUUUGUCGUGCUGCUAGUGGUGGUGAUGGUGAUGGUGGUUACGAAUUGGAUCCUGACCGCCUUGAACAAUUUAAACGAGUUAAUAACAAAGUUGGUUUGUGCUACUUCCCGGUGUUGGACGAUGAAUACCAUAAGUACAUUGUUGAAAGCACUAACUUCAAGCGAUAUGCAAGAUCAUGGGUCGAAAGUGAUGGGUUUGACAUUGAGUGGGCGGUUGGAGUUGCACCUUGUUUGUCCAUCACGCACGAACCCCUUUGCAUCCACGACAAGGGCCAACCUCAACUCAAUCCACACCUUUCCAAACUCGCUGAACGCGUGCUUCAAAAAUAUAAUUCCGCCCAUGAAACGGCUAAUUAUGAGUUGGUGCGUCUUGUCAAAGCCAAUCGCCGUUUAGGUUUGGCUGCCUAUGCAUAUUACAUUACUUUCCUUGCCAUUAAGAAGACUACGGUGGAAGAGGAGGAAGAUGAGAAGAACGAAGCAGCAGCCGACACCUUUCGAGCUAGAGUUUACGAUUUUUCUAUCGGUGAUCGCUUUUUUAGAGCUUCUGUCUAUUCUGUUUAUAUAUCACCACCACCUCCACCACCAUCGUCAUCAUUUAGGCGAUCAAGCUUAGAUUGAAUCCUUUUCACGCCAUAUAAUUAGUUUUCUUGUGAGGAUGUAAUGAAACAUGUUACAUUACAGUGUCUCCUUCAGUGCUUAUCAUCAUCAAGUCUUUCUCUGUUUUAAUUUUAGUGGUUUGUUCAGUAUUUAUCACCUUUUUUAAAUCCAUUUUUGUUAAAGUAAUGCAUUCACAACCCUUAUUUUUUGUUUCUACGAAAUUUGAUCAUAAUUUCUUCGGUAUACGAACUUUAAAUUCUAUCAAAAAAAAGUACACGAAUUUGCAACUUUCUCUUACCAAAAGAAUAAUAGGAACUUUUUAGG
Messenger RNA from Cuscuta campestris, 1323 nucleotides. The record is from the annotation of a GenBank genome assembly. NCBI's taxonomy places the organism in Eukaryota, Viridiplantae, Streptophyta, Magnoliopsida, Solanales, Convolvulaceae.